AUGGCAUUCGACGACUACAAGUGCUGCUGCAAUACGCAUGUUCAUGUGAGUUUGGUGGCGGUUUUGGGGAGCAUCUCAGUUUGUCGGGGAAAUAAUGAGCACUCUGUCGCAUGGAAAAUCGAAUCGUUGCCGAGAAAAUGAAUUGUGGCGGGGGAAAAAUCGGUUUUCACUUCAGCCAUACGAGCGGCGCAGCAAAAUUGUGCUCAAUAUUUUCCCGACAGACUGAUAAGUGAUAACAAAAAGUUGAAAAAUAAAGUUGAUGAGAGUGAAAAAAACAGGCUAGGCGAAGAAAUUUAAUAACGGCGAGUUUAUGGGUGCGCCGUUGCAGAGAGAAUCAAAUUUUCCCUGCAGAAACAAAAAAGUCAUGAGCAAACACGGUUUCCCGUUUGGCCGACUCUCCUCAUUUCACGUGCUCUCUCGAAAAAAGGCCGCUGAAUAUAUGGGCAGCAGCUGGAAAGAGUGACUUAAAUCUCUCAUGGAUUAGAAUACAUAUAUGUAUGUAAAGAAAUCUGUUUGUCGGGAAAAUAAUGUGGAUUUGUCGCGCCUUAAAAUCGACCGUGUUCACAACGGCUAGGCACGUCUGAAAAUUCGGUGUGCGACUGCGACGAGGAAAGAAAUUUUGCUGCGACAGAUCCACUUUAUUUUCCCGACAGACUGUAUGAAUUAUUUAUUUUUUCCCCCAACUUCAUCGUCCCUUACAUGGAAAAUAAGACUGAUCUCAUUUUCCACGCAGUUUUCUAUUUUCUUCCAAAUUUUAGAGCGCCAUCCUUGCCAUCGCCAUAAUUGGCUGGCUUUCCGGCGGUGGAGCGCUUAUUGUCAUCAUCAUUAGUCUUCAAUGGAUCUUCUUGCCGGUUCCACUGCACUUGAGACAAAAGUUAUUUUUCAAUUUCCAUCCCAUUUUUUCUUUAUUUUCUAACGGCUCCAUGCCAUCACAUACUAUAAAAUAUUCCUAAGCUGCCUGAAAGAACAGCCCAGAUAACGGUUGUUUCAUCCUCUUCAAUGAUUGCUCCCAAUCGGAAAGUUCGCUAUCACAUUCAGCAGUUUAUUAUAAAGGCCGAAUGCGCAGUGCGAAAAGGUUGCGACAAGAAGUCUACGUACUUUUGAAAAAAGCGAAAAAUAUCUACGCACUUUACGACAUCACAUUUGAUUUUUGGAGAGUACAUUAUCAGUCUGUCGGGAAAAUAAUGAGCAUAAUGUCGCUGCCCCAAUCACAUCGCUGAAGUGAAAAGCAAUUCAUUUUCUCGGCGGUGAAUUUGAUGCGACAGAGUGCUCAUUAUUUUCCCGACAGACUGAUAGUAAGCUUCCGAGACUAUUCUUUACCUCCUGUAUCAUCUUUCAGGUCCUCCUCAUAGCCGCGAACAUUUGGUGGUGCGUGGAGCUGUUCACUUUAGGCAAUCAGGUGAUGAAUGGCAAAUACUACACAUUUUUUGGCGAAACCUACAAGUACGACAAAGGCUGGGGCAUCUAUUUUAUUGUCCUCGGCUGUAUUGGGGUCCUCUACAUUCUGCUCAACAUCUACUUCACUUACAUCGCGUUCAAGGCCUACCGUUACAUGGUGAAUGUCCUCAACACUCACGCCCAUCACAUCGAUGCGGUGAUGGUGUCUACGCAUCAGACCGCAUAUCCGCCGGCUUCGGUGAAUCCCGGCUUUGCCCCAUAUCCCCAAACGGCUCCGGUUGAGUCGUUCAGCCCGUCGUAUCCGCAGCCAUAUCCUCCGGGUCAAGCCUAUCCGGCGCACACCUACCCCGACCCGAACUUGCCAGCCGGAGUUCCGGGCCGCGGAUUCCAGGUUCCUUCGUCGGUUUAUCCGGAUAUAAAGUCAGAUAAUGCCAACGAACAUAUGUAA
This is a messenger RNA of Bursaphelenchus xylophilus (pine wood nematode), 1846 nucleotides long. The record is from the annotation of a GenBank genome assembly. Lineage: Eukaryota; Metazoa; Nematoda; Chromadorea; Rhabditida; Aphelenchoididae.